Messenger RNA from Procambarus clarkii (red swamp crayfish), 2048 nucleotides. Its product is annotated as mucin-3B. The record is from RefSeq and is a predicted model, not a curated record. NCBI's taxonomy places the organism in Eukaryota, Metazoa, Arthropoda, Malacostraca, Decapoda, Cambaridae.
GGAGUGUGUGAAGGCAGACUGGUGGAACAAGAUGGCUGGCCCGAACUAGAGAGCUAUUAUGUAUACUCUACGGUGCUCUACUGGAGUAUACCGAGCACAGUAACCACCGUUGUCAGUGUUUAGUGGUAGCCAGGCUGUGGUCUCGCGCCUCCACACCUCACUCUCAAUACUGUCUUGCUCAAUACACAGGAAAUGUGCGCAGUUAAAGUGCUACAAAUAAUAUAAUAAUUCAUUAUUAUGAACACAGUCCACCGGGACUGUAAGUAGUCCCCGUAGCGAAGUGGUAGUGUAAAAUGUCACUAUCUUGUUGAUAGAUAGCCUGCAGCAGAACACACUUUAUGGAUUAGUAGUGCAGUCACAUAGUCUGACAUAACUUUAGAGACAGUGAAAAAGUGAACAAGCAAUACUGUAGUAGUUGGCAAGACCACCCCAUCCAACAAUUUUACUGGAGACGGACCUGAAUAAGCAAUAAUAGUUGACGAGACCACCUGCCUCCCCCCCCCAAAAGACACACGCCGUCUAAAUUCACAGUAACUAUAUGUACAAAUGUAUAAUUAAGUGUAAAGUUCCACUUUUGUCAGUUGUCAGUAUCCAAAUGAAAACAAAUUGAAAAAAUUAUUCCUUCUUAUUCUUGCACGUGUGUGUGCAAGUGCUUUGAAAAGGCUGAAAAUUAGCAAACUUCUUUCCUGACAAGUGCACAUGUCAAGUAGACAAUAACUGAUCAUAAGAUAAGAGCACUAGUUGGUAUAUAGUGUUCUCAUAAGCAGCAUAUUCCAUUUAAUUGGAUUAUUUAGUUUUCCCAAGUUAAUCUUCUAAAAUGGUUGCUCCACAUGACACAGGUGACUUGGUAAGAUCCUUAGUACGUGUCCCAGGCAGUGGGUAUAACAGAACUGCUGGUUCGGUUUGUUUCGACUUGGGCAGAACAUCCACUUUGGCUGCUACAGUUCCUGUGUCCCCAGUAUUACCCCCUGCAUUGACAGGACCCAGGACAGCACAGUCAGCUGGACCCAGUAUUUCCCAGAAACACCAGCUGAAUGCAAGCAGUAAGCUAGGAAGCAACAUUGGAGUAAAUUCUGGAAUAUUGAAAACUGGAGCAGCAAUUCCAUCUUCCACAGUAGCAACCUCCAGGAAGCGUCCUUGUCCCCAAGAACCCAGUGUAGAAAAUACCAGUCCCGUAAAUGCUGAAAGCAGUGCCACAGGGAAUAGGCAACCCAUAACAAUGGAGGGAUUACUUGCAAGCAAACGGGCUCGUAUUGUGUGCUUGACCCCCCAACAGGUUGCUGAACAUAGCAGGAACAUAGUCCAAGUGUCAACACCCUCAGGUCCCAUGUUGUUUCUGCCACUUCCUCAGCAGUUACUUGCCAAUACACCAGUUGGGUUGACCCCAGCAACAAUUGCACAAUUAUUGCAGGAGAGGAAUAAUCUGAGGCAAGAAAACCAAGUUCUUCAACAGCAACUGUCACUUUUUCAGCAACUCUUUAGAAACAAGGAAAGACUAACUUCUGUUGUUAAGCGACUGGGAGUCAAUGUUGCAUAAAUAAUUCACUAAUAGUAAUGAAGGUGUGUAUGAUGAUGUAAUUGUCUAAUCUCUAUAUUUAAAAAAAGUUGCUUGGUCAAGGGUCAUUGUAUGACCAGUCUUUAUGCUCUCUACUCCAUUCAGCAUCUAACAUGGCCUAGUAACUCUACACCUUCUGUCCUAAGUGGAAAGGCUGAUCAUACAGAUUUUAUGUUUAUAAAUUAUGUUAAAAGUUACCAUAAGUUUUCAAGAAGGAACGGACAGGUUUUGCAGGACGUUCAUUAGUAGAGUUGUGAUAGCUACAUGGCUACAAAUUGUGAAAACUUCAUAAUUUAGGCUAUCACUGGCCUGGCCUAGGUUGCAAGAGUAGAAAACUUAAAACCAGUCACCAGCAUGCUUUAGUCCACAUUCUCAUGGAAGCAUUACUGUACAUGAUGAAAUCUGGUACAAAUACAUACUGUAGUUGAUGAACUUUAUUUUAACUUAGAAUAUUGAGCAUAUUUUACAAUUGCCCAUUCCCAAACUUUAAAAU